Messenger RNA from Drosophila innubila, 649 nucleotides. It is a transcript of the gene Josd, whose product is annotated as josephin-like protein. Lineage: Eukaryota; Metazoa; Arthropoda; Insecta; Diptera; Drosophilidae. Gene Ontology annotation, molecular function: cysteine-type deubiquitinase activity. The coding region runs from base 14 to 604 and encodes 196 amino acids. Gene Ontology annotation, biological process: protein deubiquitination. The record is from RefSeq and is a predicted model, not a curated record. The transcript has a single exon.
CAUUCAGUUGUAGAUGCCGCCCAGCAGCAUUUAUCACGAACGCCAGGUGGCGCAACUAUGCGCUCUGCAUGCGCUCAACAAUUUGUAUCAGCGCGCCAGAAUGUUCACCAAGGAACAGUUGGAUGCAUAUUGUUAUGAGCUAACACCACGGAUCUGGCUAAAUCCCCAUCGAUCGUGGCUGGGAUGGGGCAACUAUGAUGUGAAUUGCAUUAUGUAUGCGGUGCAGCAGCGCAAUUGUGAGGCAAUUUGGUUUGAUCGACGUCGUGAUCCCAGUUGCCUUAAUUUCGAUGCCAUCUUUGGUUUCAUUAUGAACAUAGGUUCCACUUCAAUGUGGAUGAUGAUGCGUGCACGUCAUUGGAUCGCAUUGCGUCGCAUCGAACGUCAUUAUUAUAAUCUGGACUCCAAGUUGACGCAUCCUCGACGCAUUGGCGAUGAAUUUCAAUUUAUCGAAUUUCUACGUCAUCAACUGCUGGCCGAUAACGAUCAUGAACUUUUUAUUAUAAUUAUGAGGGAGCAGCCAGAAGAAGAAGAAGACGAAGAAGCAGAGCAACAACAAUUUUGGCUUAAACCACAAUAUCGCUCACUGCAGCAGUCAACCGAAUAAAUUAUGUCUAAAAAAAUUUUAUACAAAUAAAAUCCUUGUUAUCGA